Molecule: messenger RNA, 348 nt
Organism: Glycine soja
Lineage: Eukaryota; Viridiplantae; Streptophyta; Magnoliopsida; Fabales; Fabaceae
Exons: 1
Coding region: 1-348 (115 amino acids)
Source: RefSeq, a predicted model, not a curated record
AUGGACCAACAAAAUUGGGCUGCUAAGUUACUGGGAUAUCGAUUUGAUAUCGAAUAUAAAUUAGGGCUUGAGAAUAAGGGCACAGAUGCUUUAUCACACAUGUAUGAGGAGGUUGAAUUCCAUAAAAUUAUCCAUUAUCCUAAUUGGGAGGGCCUCAAGGCAAUACUGGACGAGGUUCAUCAAGAUGCCAAAUUGCUAACCAUUAUUGAAGACUUGAAGCAAGGGAAGGAGUAUGAAUCAGGGUUUUCCUACAAACAAGGUGCAUUGUUUUAUGAGGGUAGACUCGUGUUGUCUUCUACUUCUACUUGGAUACCCCAAAUGCUUGAGGAAUUCCAUGAAACACCCUAA